ACAUCUGAGCUAUUGCAUCAAUUAGUGACUUCAGCGAAUGGAGGGGCUCUACCAAUUACACAAAAUGACUUUUCUGUAAUAUGCCGUAAUAACUAUCAUAUUUUUGCUCUCUUGGUUGACUCGAUUCUAGGUGUUCGAUUGAAAUACAUAUAACUUGAAACGAGUGAUUUCGAUACGCAGACGGGUCCUUUAAAUCUCGUCGCUUUUUUUAUAUGAAUCAGAAAGCACGCGCUAUGCUACAAUACACUACAUACAUGUGUAUCCUUACCUGAGCCUUGUACCGAUUUAUAUUUCUGGAGUGAAUUGCUGAGAAGGGAUUUGUUUUUUUUUAACUGUGUCGGUGAUCGAAUUAAUUGUUGACGGAACUGUUAUAUUCCCUCCUGCUUUUCUCGCCUUUCUGUGACAGGCUUUUAUUUUUGCUUCCCGAUUCUGACUUUAUUCCAGGCGAGAUUCUUUUCUUACGGAGCAAGUUUUUCUUAUUUCCUUUACGCCUUCUAAUCGGCCGUGACAAUAGAUGUGACAGAACCACACAGCGGUUAAAUGGGUGAUUCAAGAUCCUCAUAAUACAAACCGGGAGACCGAUCGUUGAAUUCGAACUGGAGUUAUCUGUCAUUAGUGUGUAGUGAAGGCCGGGAGGCGGUUGUGCUUAUACCUCACUAUCAGACAAAAGCGUGCUUUUUUCGCUCUUCCGUGAUAUUGGGCCGUAAUUCAUUUUUAUAUUCAAAAUGGGAUUUUCGAAUUCACCAACGCAUUCAUCAUAAUAUUCUCGCUGACUUUGUGUACUCUUUGUACAUUUCUUGUAUCAUCUCCUAUUGACAAACUCUCUGGACGAUUAAGGAAGCUUCAACUGAUUAGGAACACCCCAAAAUGUGAUUUUUGUUGCUUUUCAAUUGCCUGAUGACUUAACAUGGAUGGAUUACAAUUUAUAAAUGGUGUUCUCUUAGUCUUGCUGAUCUCGACGUUAUUGGCGAAGGCCCAGUUUCAUAACUAUCAAAGUGCUGCUGUCAUUCCUCCUUCCUUUAAUCCAACGAGGCGGAACGUCACAUAUCACGUGGGAGAAACGGCGUUGUUGGAGUGUUCGGUUGAUAAUCUUGGAACCAAAGAGGUAAUUUGGAAAAACAGAAACCAGAAGCACGUGAUCACGGUGGGUUCGUUCGUGUUCGUGGGGAAUGGUGCAUACAGCGUCAGUCACCCUAGCAACAGUCCUCAUUACGACCUCGUGAUUAAAAACGUGCAGAGGCAUCACGCGGGAGUCUACGAGUGUCAAGUGAGCACACGUGAGGUGAUGAGCAUUGACAUCCAGCUAAAUGUUAUUGAUCCGCCUGCAAAUAAACAUAGAUACUCAUCACCGCCGACGGCUUCCAAACCAGCCCUCACACUAUCAGGGGCAGAGUUCGUAGACCAAGGGGAAGCAAUUCGUCUGUCCUGCAAUGCCACGGGGGUGCUUCACGCGCCCGAGGAUGUGGACUGGUUUUUCCAGGGACUUAAGAUUCAAAGUAGUGUUCAGGACGAAAUAAUCAUAACAAAAUUUCAUAGUCCAGAGACAAAGACUCUAAUUAGCACUCUAGAAAUUGAGAGGAGUAAGAUGAAACAUUCGGGAAUGUAUAUAUGCAGAAGCACCGAUCUGACCAUUAAGAGUCACAAUGUGCAAGUGAUCAAUGCAGCGAGUAAAAACAGAGAAAGAGCUGUGAAUGAGAAUGGAGGGGAAACAGAUGACAGAAGCGGACGGCAGGCCGAGCAAAAAAACAAUAAUUGUUCAUUAUUAACGAUUCAUUUUCCUACAUUUGUGUUAUUAUCGACAUUAUCCUCCAUACUUGUAUAUCUACCAAGGUGAAACCGUGCAGACUCAUCUAAAAGGGAAAAAUUAUGAGAAAUUCCCCAUCCAGGUCUUUCAGUAAUGAAGAAACCUCUAUUUUGGAAUCCAGAUCGAGGUCGGCGAUAACUAAAACGAGGCUGCUAGUAUUGUAGCAAGGUUCAUCGCACAAUAUGUUCGAUAAAGGAACAUUAUUUCUGAUAGCAUGACCGAUGUUUUCAAGAAAUGAUUAAAAGCAGAAUACGACCCGUGGAAUGGACGAGCAGGAGCGUUCUCCGCUGUCUUGAUCAAAGUGUUAUUUUGUGAUAUUAAAACCAAACAUGAUUCAUUGUUCAUCUGAUAAACUCUCGUGCAAUAUUUCAUCCCUCAUUUUCUGUCAUUCAUUGAUAAAACUCUGCUCUAUGUAUCAUCUUUACAACUUUAAGUUAAAAAAAAAUCUUCAAAAGUGUUGUUGGAGACUUGAGUUGUAAGAAAGACAACAAUCAUUCCAUAUGUAUAGUGACUUGAUUCUUUCUUUUUAUCGGUUGUUCUAUAUUUUGUAAACCAUGACUUGCUGACUUUGACAAAUUUGACUGACUGUUGUUUCUCUUCGGUCAUGUUUUCUGGGUUUUAUAUUUGGUAUACAUUUUUGUAGUUUGUUCAUAAAAUGUCCACGGACUCUUGCUUUUUUUUUCAGUUGUCACGGGUAAUCAUUUCUUUUCUCCAUUUAAACUAAUCAAUACGAGGCUAAUUUCUGACGAUUGUCAUGAAAAUGAAAUGAACGGUAUAUUGUUCAGUUUUUAUAUUCACUCGGCCAACUAUUUCUGAUGCAUUUUAAUAAUUCAUUGUAAAAACUUGGUAUAUAAAUUGUCUGCGAAUUUCCAAUAUGAUUUCAUUCUUCAAAUUCACUGCUACUGUCGAUAUCAGUAUUGUUUUGGUUUCUAUGGUUAAUUUACAUGUAUAUGUACCAUCUCAGUUGCAUUUAUAUGACAUUCUUCGUGUUCCUAUAAAUAUUUAUUGCAGCUUUGUUUUUAUUCUCUCGAUCCACGUUUUUUUACGAGAAGAUACGUUUUUUGUUGUAUGGAGUUUGUAAUGUGAAUCUUGUGUUAUUGAUGAAAGAAUCAAAAAGUAGAUUUUAUGUGACAAUGUGGUGAAUAAAAUCAAGAAAACUUUCAAAAAAUAAUAGAACAAA
Magallana angulata is the source of this 2984-nucleotide messenger RNA. RefSeq names its product zwei Ig domain protein zig-8-like. Gene Ontology annotation, biological process: synapse organization. Gene Ontology annotation, cellular component: neuron projection membrane. NCBI's taxonomy places the organism in Eukaryota, Metazoa, Mollusca, Bivalvia, Ostreida, Ostreidae. The record is from RefSeq and is a predicted model, not a curated record. The transcript has 9 exons. The coding region runs from base 908 to 1834 and encodes 308 amino acids.